Molecule: messenger RNA, 1440 nt
Organism: Syngnathus acus (greater pipefish)
Lineage: Eukaryota; Metazoa; Chordata; Actinopteri; Syngnathiformes; Syngnathidae
Product: piggyBac transposable element-derived protein 3-like
Exons: 2
Coding region: 1-1440 (479 amino acids)
Molecular function (GO): sequence-specific DNA binding
Source: RefSeq, a predicted model, not a curated record
AUGGGUACACAGUCGGCGAUGGAUGUCCUCGAUGCAAUCGAAGAUGAGGACGCAGUUGUGGAUAAAAUCUUUAUUGCUCCACCCGUGGUCAGUGUGGAGUCUGACGAAGACACGGGCGAGGAAGACUGCGGAGGAACGUUCAAUAAUCUCUCGGGACGGCAGCUUAGCGCUCCCGCCGUGGUGGUCCUCGCCGACGGACGUGUGAUCGGAGAUGAUGAUGAUGGCGACACUGAGGAAGAAGAGGAGCCCCAACAGGCCUCCACCUCAAAGAAACGCUCGCAGAAAGAUGCGCCUCUCGCCGUCCCCACAAUUUUGGUUGGAAAGAGCGCAGUUCAGAAGCUGGACUUCUUCCUUUCUGAUGUAUAUCCUCACCUUGUUCGAGAGACCAUCAAGUAUGCGGCGGUGACUGACUCCAACUUCCAGCUCACCAUCGGAGAAUUGAAGCGCGUGGUGGGGAUCUUGCUGCUCUCGGGUUACCACCAGCUCCCCAGUCGCCGACACUACUGGAACACAGAUGAAGAUCUCCAUUGCGCCCUUCGUCGCUGGGCCAUGUCACGCAACAGGUUCGAGGAGAUCAUCCGCUACAUUCACUGUGCCGACAACGCGCACCUAAACAGCAGCGACCGGAUGACAAAGCUGCGUCCCAUGAUGGACAUCCUCAACGCUCGGUUCGGGGAGGCGUAUCCAAUGGACUGCAAUCUUGAUCUGGACGAGGCAAUGAUUGAAUACUUUGGAAGACACGGAUGCAAGCAAGCAAUCCGAAACAAGCCGGUGCGGUUCGGCUUCAAGGCCUGGUGCCUGAACAGUGGGACCAACGGCUUCCUGCUCCACUUCGACAUCUACCAGGGGGCGAGUGUAGAUGCCUCUGAAGUGGAACGCAAGUUCGGCAAGGGCGGUGGCACGCUCCUUCGACUUCUGGACAACCUCCCCGAUGCUGUGCGUGCACUUCCGCUACGCAUCUACAUAGACAACUACUUCACCGGCCUCCCGCUAGUUGCAGAGCUGCGCAGGCGGGGCUACGCUUGCACGGGGACGAUCCGAGAAAACCGCAUCCCGCCCUCUUGCCCGAUCACAGAUCAGAAGGCUAUGAAGAGGAAGCCGCGUGGUGCCGUGUCUGUCGUGUACGACACGGCAAACAAGAUUGCGCUCACUCGGUGGAAGGAUAACGCCGUGGUCACCAUCGCCUCCACCCUCGCCGCUGAGCAUCCUCUGCAGAAGGUGUCAUGCUGGUCAAGGCAGGAGAAGAAGAAGGUGGCAGUGGACCAGCCAUUUGUUGUCCAGCUGUACAACCGCAGCAUGGGCGGCACGGACCACGCCGACACAGAGCAAUCGGGCUCUACCGCAUCAACAUGCGCCGGGAAGAAGUGGUGGUGGCCGAUAUUCACCUGGAUGCUGGACGCGGCCGUCUUCAAUGCAUGGGUGCUGCACCGGCUUGGAUGA